Molecule: messenger RNA, 1649 nt
Organism: Haplochromis burtoni (Burton's mouthbrooder)
Lineage: Eukaryota; Metazoa; Chordata; Actinopteri; Cichliformes; Cichlidae
Product: toll-like receptor 13
Exons: 4
Biological process (GO): inflammatory response; immune response; toll-like receptor signaling pathway
Cellular component (GO): membrane
Molecular function (GO): transmembrane signaling receptor activity; protein binding
Source: RefSeq, a predicted model, not a curated record
UGCUGGGACAAGACAACUCAGUUGCCCAUCUGUAGUUCAGCUGCCUGCCUUUCCUUUAAACUUCAUUCUGUGUUAUCUAUCUUGUUAACCACAAGUAAGACUGUGCAGGACAAAAUAUAUGGAGAAUCUUAAGUGAUAUGCAUGUCUCUUUGAAAUAUGUAAAGAGUGGGCUCUGGCCUGCAGGUCCCAAUUUUGAUAUACAUGCUGGAUUGAGCCACUGACCCAUGGAUAGGUAGAUAAACUCUCAGACUAUCAACAGUUUUCACCACUGACUGCACCAGAUGUCACAUUAUUUCAUGCCAAGUUGUGGACACUGUGAUGUGAUCAAAACCUACCUUAUAUUUUCUUUCUUCUCUGGUCUGCUUCAGGUGUAUUGAUCAACAGUAUGCUCCCACCUCCAUCUCCCUAAAGAAAGUGAAAACCACCACUGAGAUCAACAUGCUAGCUACAGAAAGAGUCCUUCUGCUGCUUAUCUCACUUCUGUCUUUUUUGUUUCAUUGUGAACAUUCACUUGCUUUUUCUCUAAAAAACUGCACAAUCCUGUAUUCUGAAAAUUCAAAGAAUGUAUCAGUUACAUGUGCAAAGCGUCACCUCACUGCUAUUCCAGAUGACAUUCCUGGUAAUGCAGUAUCGCUCAAUCUCAGCUCAAAUGACCUUUCAAAUAUUUCCAGGAUGUAUUUAAGAGGUUUAUCUAAGCUUGAAGCUCUAUAUGUUAAAAAUAAUUGGAUUUUACAAAUUGAUGAUGGAACUUUUGCAGACGUGGUAGAGUUAAAAGUUCUCGACUUGGGUGAAAAUUUACUCACAGCACUGACAAAAAACAUGUUUCAGGGCCUUUCCAAAUUAGAGACACUGUCUCUGGACGACAACAUUAUCUCAUUUAUUUCCCCUGUGGUCUUUCAGCCCCUGGUCAUCUUACGUUUAGUAGAUUUGAGCAAUAAUUACCUGCAUCAAAUUUCAGAUAUUGAUUAUAUUGUUAAACUUCCAACUUUACAACAUUUGGUUAUUACUCACAACAACUUUAUUUCGUUUCAGUCCGAUGACCUCCAUGUAAAUACUUCAAACCUACUCACCCUAAGUUUGGAUUCAGUGAAAAAGUUCAGCAUUACAAGAGACAUUUUUCCUCAUCUGCAGUCUCUGGACUUGCGAGGCUGGUCCAAGGACAUCGAGUGGGAAGUGUCAAACAAGACCUUUUUGAGGAGGAAGAAAGGUAUUCCUCACAGCUACGAUGCCUUUGUCUCCUACAAUGUUCAUGAUGAAGCUUGGGUCUGUGGAGAGUUGCUUCCAGAGCUGGAGGGUCAACAGGGCUGGAGACUCUGUCUGCACCACAGAGACUUUGAACCAGGUAAGCCCAUUGUAGAAAACAUUACAGAUGCCAUCUAUAGCAGCAGAAAGACUAUCUGUGUGAUCAGCCCAAAUUACCUGCAGAGUGAGUGGUGCUCCAAAGAAAUCCAGAUGGCCAGCUACCGUCUGUUCGAUGAGCACAAGGAUGUGCUGAUCAUGGUGUUUCUGGAGGACAUACCAGCCAAGCAGCUGUCUCCGUACUUCCAAAUAAGGAGUCUGGUGAAGAGGAGCUCUUACUUGAGCUGGCCACAGGCUGGUCAACACACUGGAGUCUUCUGGCAGAAAAUACGACAAGCUCUCGAGAGAGA